GGAGCGGUGGGUUAUAAUCGAAGACCCAUCGCAACCACCAUCUCAACAGUUGCAGCACCCCAAAGAUGAAGCAAGAACCAUCAGGGCUUCUAUCAUGGGCGGCAGUUGGAUCCCAUGUCUGAGCUGAUCAGUACAGGUCUUGCUUAUUUCUGCGAGCCAAGAGGGAACGCACCUUCCUCUCGACACUGGUGUCUGCCAAAUUUUCAUCACCUGGGGAAGGCGCUCACGAUCUUAACAAAUGAACAGGGACUGUGAUAUCCGCUUCGCGAAGGAGCGGCGCUUUCCUCAAGAUGACCUUCCCACGUAAGAGGAAGCACCAGAAAGUCGAAUGAAGGGAUCAGUUGCAUCUUGUGUCAUUGCCUUCCAAGUCCUCCAUUGUCCCUUACUCCACAACCAAUUCCGGAGAUUUCCCCGUCAACUUCAAGUUCAGAGUCAUUCCGUCGUCUCCCCUCCCGCCAUUCCACACAUCCUGACACACUCAGAUCAUUGACCUUCUUGUUCUCCCAGAUCCUUGGUCUCCUUGGUUUCUUGCUCCUCAGCUUGCAGCUUGCAUCAUCUACAUCUCCCACCACAACAUCGGUUGAUUCAGCAAACACGCUAUCAAGACGCCUCAAAAUGCUCACCAUCGUGCCACUGGUUCCCGGCAUGCUCAUGCUGCUUGCUGAUGCUCCAGGCGCUGUCGCCCAAGCCCAAAACAUCGCCCAGCAGCCGACCGUGUACAAGACUGUCACCGUUCCGGUCGACUUGGCCAACUCUCCCAAUGCCCAGGUUGCCGUGACUACCGUCGCCCUUUCAACUGUCACUGUCUUCGGCAGCGAGCCCAACUCUGCACUUGCAACGAUCGUGAUCUCACCCGACGCUGAGCAAAGCAGCACUGCGGUAAUCUCCAGCAGCGAAUCUAUCAACGGAGCGGCUACCAGCAGUGGCCUCACUACUUCGGCUCCUUCUGCAUUUCCCUCUCUUACCGCGAACGGAACCUCCUUCGGAAACUUCACCAACACCACAUGGCCGCUAGACAAUUCCACCUCUGUCACCUUGAUCGACCCUACCGGCACAGAUGUGGGUGCCCAGGAAAGCAACACUGCUCAUGACGGCAAGCCUAUGGACACUGCUGGAAAUGCCAAAAGCGCUGCAGUCUCCGAGACUCAAGGUCUUGUUGGUGGGGUUGUCAGGGGCAUUGUUAUUGCUCUCCUCGUUGCUUUGGCCCUUUGAUCUCAUUCCAAAGCAACUACGGAUACAGGAGAACAAAUCCUGCCUCCCCUGCUUUCCGGACAGCAAGAGCAACCUCAUGACACAUGGGGAAGAAGACUGUGGAGGAGCUCGUACGCGACAAGUAAUGUUCAUGUUGAUGAUUCAUGAUCCAUUCGAGGAUCUGGUUUUCGAAUAUUCGGUAGAUUAGCAGCACCAUCUGCACGAAGAGUCGAGAAAAUCUUCAUAGGGCCCAUAUCUAUUAUGGCACCAAUACAUUACUUCCUACCCUA
This is a messenger RNA of Neurospora crassa OR74A, 1481 nucleotides long. RefSeq lists its product as hypothetical. The record is from RefSeq and is a predicted model, not a curated record. The transcript is spliced from 2 exons. Bases 616 to 1212 code for a protein of 198 amino acids. Lineage: Eukaryota; Fungi; Ascomycota; Sordariomycetes; Sordariales; Sordariaceae.